This is a messenger RNA of Poecilia latipinna (sailfin molly), 981 nucleotides long. Its product is annotated as ovarian cancer G-protein coupled receptor 1-like. Bases 211 to 915 code for a protein of 234 amino acids. Lineage: Eukaryota; Metazoa; Chordata; Actinopteri; Cyprinodontiformes; Poeciliidae. Gene Ontology annotation, molecular function: G protein-coupled receptor activity. The record is from RefSeq and is a predicted model, not a curated record. Gene Ontology annotation, biological process: G protein-coupled receptor signaling pathway; cellular response to pH. The transcript is spliced from 5 exons. Gene Ontology annotation, cellular component: membrane.
GCGCGCAACGCGGUGCGCGACGCGCCGCGCCGCGCUGCCAGUUUGCCGCAGACCGCCGGAGCGGAAACAGCCGGUAAGCAGCCUCUCCUGCUCUCCGGUUCUUUCGAAACCGAACUUCUGACAGAAGUUCGGAUCCGCGACGCAGCUGUCCCUGAAAAGAAGCGGAGCCUCUCCGGAACCAGGACGGUUCUCCCGCUGGACCUGCAGCUGAUGAGACCAGGACCAGCUGCUUUUCUCCGUCACUGCAGCAGCAGACCAGUUGUGUUCUGGCUGGAUCGUGUAAGUGAGUCGGACAUGUCUGAAGAGAUCGUGAUCAACUGCACCAUCAGCCAUGAAGUCCACCAGUACGUCUUCUCCUGCGUCUACAUCCUGGUGCUCCUGGUGGGUGUUCCCUCCAACCUGUACUCCCUGUACCAUGCUGCAGUCCAGCUGAGGCAGAGGAACGAGCUGGGGGUCUAUCUGCUCAACCUGACCGUGUCCGACCUGCUCUACCAGGCGUCUCUGCCGCUCUGGCUGCAGUACAUCUUUCGGAACGACGACUGGCAGCACAGAGAGUGGUUGUGUCAGCUUUGUGGUUUCCUGCUCUACGAAAACAUCUACAUCAGCAUCGGCUUCCUAUGCUGCAUCAGCAUGGACCGCUACCUGGCCGUGGUCCAUCCUCUCAGGUUUACCUCUCUCCGCUCUAUGACUGCAGCAUGGAUCGCCAGCGCCACCAUCUGGCUUAAAGAGGUAGCAGUGGGUGUGGUUUUCUUUCGCCACAAAGAGGUGAGCAGAGACCAGACUAACCAGUCGGUGUGCUUCGAGCAUUACCCCAUGAUGCCUUGGGAAUACCCCGUCAACUACUACCGCUUCAGCGUUGGCUUCCUGUUCCCGUUGGCCAUCCUGUCCGUAAGAAACCGCCGCCAUCAACUGUGACCCGCUGUGACCCACUCUGACCUCCUGUAACCUUCUGUGACUUCCUGUGACCCGCUGUGACCCACU